AUGGAUAAGAGUUCGGGCUCUUCUAAUAAGUUUACAAUGGGGGCUUCUCGACAUUCUCGUAAUCAGGUUGUUGGUGGUAGGAAGCCUUCUACUCUUAGUGCUGUCACUGAGCAUUUGGAGAGUUGGGGUGAUGGUCAGCAUAUUCAUCAAGAGAAAGGGGUUUAUAUUUUUGGGCAUCAACCUCCAAAUAUAACAACACAUUCGGAAUUUCAUGAUGAGGAUACUAAUCUUCAUAAGGAUGCUUCGGAGUAUGAUGAUGAUAAUGUUCUUGUGCCUAGAGGGAUUGAUCUGCUGGGGCAAGUUGCGAAGAUGGAUUUAGUUGAGGGCCAAACUAGCACUUCUGGUGGAAAUUUGACUAGUACUACCUUCAACACAGUUGAAGCGACAGAAAUUAUGGGAUUAUCUUCCUUUGUUGGAGCUAAUCAUAAUAUGCCUUGGUACUUGCUUGGAGACUUUAAUGAGAUGAGGUGUGAAGAUACGUUAGGAGGAGCAGCUUCUUAUGCAGAUUAA
Prunus armeniaca (apricot) is the source of this 510-nucleotide messenger RNA. NCBI's taxonomy places the organism in Eukaryota, Viridiplantae, Streptophyta, Magnoliopsida, Rosales, Rosaceae. The record is from the annotation of a GenBank genome assembly.